AAGAUGGCGGCGCCCAUGGAGGUGGCCGUGUGUACAGACUCGUCUGCUCACCUGUGGAGCUGUAUCGUGUGGGAGCUGCACUCGGGCGCUAACCUGCUCACGUACCGCGGUGGCCAAGCUGGGCCCCGUGGCCUGGCCCUGCUCAAUGGCGAGUACCUACUGGCGGCGCAGCUGGGCAAGAACUACAUUAGCGCCUGGGAGCUGCAGCGGAAGGACCAGCUUCAGCAGAAGAUCAUGUGCCCCGGGCCUGUCACCUGUCUGACCACGUCGCCCAAUGGCCUCUACAUGUUGGCGGGGAUUGCAGAGAGCAUAUACCUAUGGGAAGUCUCCACGGGGAACCUCCUGGUCAUCCUGAGUCGCCACUACCAGGAUAUCUCCUGCCUGCAGUUCACAGGAGACAGCAGCCACUUCCUCUCAGGGGGCAAGGACUGCCUGGUGCUGGUGUGGAGCCUGUGCAGUGUGCUGCAGGCAGACUCCUCCAGGACCCCGACCCCCCGGCACAUCUGGUCCCACCACACCCUCCCCAUCACAGACCUGCACUGUGGCUUUGGGGGGCCCCUGGCCCGGGUGGCCACAGCCUCACUGGACCAGACAGUGAAGCUGUGGGAGAUCUCCUCAGGCGAGCUGCUGCUGUCCGUGCUCUUUGACGUGGGCAUUAUGGCUGUGACCAUGGACCUAGCUGAGCAUCACAUGUUCUGCGGUGGCAGUGAGGGCUCUAUCUUCCAGGUGGACCUCUGCACCUGGCCUGGGCAGAGAGAGAAGAGCUUCCAGCCAGAACAGGACAGCGGGAAGGUGUUCAAAGGCCACAGGAACCAGGUGACCUGCCUGUCAGUGUCCACUGAUGGCAGUGUGCUGCUCUCCGGUUCACAUGACGAGACGGUGCGCCUCUGGGACAUUCAGAGCAAGCAGUGCAUCAGGACAGUGACCCUCAAAGGCCCCGUGACCAAUGCCUUCAUAAUGCUGGCACCGGUCAACAUGCUGAGCUCCGACUUCAGGCCCAGCCUGCCUCUGCCACACUUCAACAAGCACCUCCUGGGGGCUGAGCAUGGGGAUGAACAGCACCGUGGGGGCCUUACUCUGCGCCUGGGCCUCCACCAGCAGGGUUCAGAGCCCAGCUACCUAGAGCGAGCAGAGCAGCUGCACGUGGUAAUGUGCAGUACUAUGGAAAAGAACGUGCUGGGUGGCCAAGACCAGCUGCGGAUUCGAAUCACAGAAUUGGAAGACGAGGUGCAGAACCUGCGCAAGAUCAAUCGAGACCUGUUUGACUUCUCCACCCGCAUCAUCACCCGGCCUUCCAAGUGAGUGCCGGGACCCAGACCCCUACCUACGGACAGGCCGACAGAGUCACCCACCUUGGGGCUACUGGGCCAAAGCCCCCAGACCAGCAGCACUGUUACAAGCUCAUAUUUUCCUGGUUCCAUGUUUGGAUUGUUACCUGCAUGAGGGAUCAAUUUGUCUGUGUUGAUCCACUGGUGUCUGUUGUGUCCAGUUGGUUCUGUUUUGUUUUUAACAAAAGACUUAAAAGUCCGCCCUCUUCAGUCCUCCAUGUGUGCUGAGAGCUGUCCCAGGUCCCAGGCUGGGCUCCAGGACCCUUGAGGCAGGCCAUCAGGUCUGACUUAAAAAUCAUAUUGAGAAGCUGUGGUUCUCAAAACCUUUCAGACACUCGUCUGUCACUCCAAUAUCAUUGCAUGACCUUGAAGGACAGGCCAUCCUGUGUGGGAGGGGAUGGUGCCUCAGCUACAGACUGAGGUAACCAGUUGUAGCUAGAACUCCUGGAGAGUAGUAUGGUUACACUGAUCACAUCCCGAUGGCCACCAAGUGUACCCUCAACCUUGGUCAAGGCAAGGGCUGUGGGGUAGUAGCCAGUUCUGGGCCAGAGUACCCAGGAGGGUCAUGUGCUUGGGACCACUUGACCAGAACAUUCUUGUCAGUGUCAAGGCCCCAAGGGAGCCAGGUGCCUCCACUGUCCUGAGGACACCACCAGUCCAGUCAGCACCUGGAACCCAGCCCAGAAGCAUGGGCCACAAGGCUGCCCUCAGAACUUUCCAGAAAGCCAGUGACAGUCCUGCUUAAUGAUCCAGAAAACCCACGUAAUUUAUCAGGUGCCAUCAUAACUGCAUCUGCGAGCCAGCAGCCAGCACUGAAUUUAUGCUUUUAGACUAAUUGGAGCUCCCCAUCCCCAGGGCUCUGUGUCCUCUCAAGCAGGUGGCCCAGCCAUACACUGCAGCAGGCUGCCUGGGGACAGGACUGGGCUCACCAUCCUUCCACCCCUCUGGUCCUCGCACUCAUCCUCUCCCCUGCCCAGGACAGGAUGAUACUUGGGGCUGUUCUGUUAGUGCCAGGUAAGGGGUCCAACUGGUUGAUAGGGGCUAUAUCGUGGUCCCACACACACACUGAGUAGGCUCUGUAGCAGCUCAUUAGCAAAGCUGGGGACAUGGAACUUGGUCUGCAGGGGUUCCAGGAGAUAGAUGGGGGACUUCGAGAUGAGUGCAGGCUCCCCAAGGGUGCCUUAUCUACCAGGACCCAAGACCCUCUGGGCCCUGGUCCUGGUGAGGGCACUUCUGCCUAGCCACAUGAACCCCAGCCCUCCACUCUGCUUUUGGUAGGUGAGUUGGGGUUAGUUCUGAGCCUCGUACUGCUGCCCAUGUCUGCAUCAGCGCUGGCAGGUUGCCGUGAGAUGGGCUGACAAUCCCAGCCUCUGUCUGGCAGCUUCCCCUGGAUCUGGGUUUUCUUGUCUCGGGCUAUAGAAGGGGAGGGGGCUGUUCCCGUUGUUCCUCAGCCUGCAUGUAUUUCCAGGGCCAGGGGCCCCCCAAAACCACCCUGAAGCUUCAAUUGCUGGGGUACCCUGGGCAGAGAAGGUGUGGGGUCCACUUGGACAAUCGUGGAGUUGUUCCGAUGUUCUGACUCAGACCUGAGGGGCUGUGUUACCUCCCCACCCUACAGCCUCUGACACUCUAGGAGAGGGAACAUCAACACACAAAUGGUCCUUGUAACAAUUCUCUGAGCACCACAUGUCCAGUGCAGUCCUAGAAGGUUGCCCAUCCUCUGCAGGCUACCACGAGAGGGCUUAGAGGAGUUUGUCCAGCCUAUCAUGCACCUUGCAGGCAACAUAGGCAGGCAGUGAGGACAGAGCUGACCUCUUCCUCAUCUGGCCUGAAAACAUGGCACACAUUUCUUAGCACAGUUUGAUCCCAAAUCCUAGGCUAUCAUUGCCAGAGGCACCUGGCUCCCUUGGGCCCUUGACACUGACAGCACCAGAAUUCACUGUUGACCACUGUGUGCUGGCAGAGUUUCUGUAAACCAGGUGAGAUGCCACCUCACACCCUCUAGGACCACUGUUGUUUAAAACAAAAAGUGUCCAGCCCAGCUGUUGUGGCUCAGUUUAUUGAGCAUUGGCCCAUGUACCAGAAGGUUGCUAGUUUGAUUCACUGUCAGGCCAUAUUACCGAACCCAGGUUUCGGGACAUGCAGGAGGCACCCAGUUGAUGUUUCUGUCUCUCCCUCCCUUCC
Messenger RNA from Molossus molossus (Pallas's mastiff bat), 3509 nucleotides. RefSeq names its product WD repeat domain 18 (gene WDR18). The record is from RefSeq and is a predicted model, not a curated record. Bases 4 to 1302 code for a protein of 432 amino acids. The transcript has 10 exons. Lineage: Eukaryota; Metazoa; Chordata; Mammalia; Chiroptera; Molossidae. Gene Ontology annotation, cellular component: nuclear pre-replicative complex. Gene Ontology annotation, molecular function: protein binding. Gene Ontology annotation, biological process: rRNA processing; DNA-templated DNA replication.